CUGCCUUUCUCUGCUGCGCCUCUGCUGCGAAGAGCCAGAAGCCUCGCUGCCGGAGCUGAGCGAUGGAGCGUCGUCUCAGCGCUGCCCGCGCCGCCUGGUUCUGAGCUCCAGGCCCUGCCCAGACCCUCGCCCGCCCCAGCCCGUUUCCCUGGUGUAAAUCCCCAUCAAUGAGGUUCUUCCGUCUCACCUUCAAGUGCUUUGUGGAUUGCUUCUGAGACCGCGCCGAGAUCCCCUCCCAAGACCCGGAGCCAGCUUUCCCGACACCCGACACCCGUCUCAGCCUCCUGCCCCGCUAGCCCAGUGUGCCAAUGGCUCCAGUGCCCACCGAGACCUGCUCAGAGGGCAGUGGGUGCUCAGAGCUGGCUGAGGCAGAGGGUGCCGAGCUGACUGGUGGCACAGCAGAGUCCACCCAUGAAGGGAGAGCCAUCACUGCCCCUCUGGUGGUACCCAUGGGCCCCGGGAAGCUGCCCGUUCCUGAGCGGGAGACCUGGACCCGGCAGAUGGAUUUCAUCAUGUCCUGUGUUGGCUUUGCUGUGGGGCUGGGCAACGUCUGGCGCUUCCCAUACCUCUGCUACAAGAAUGGAGGAGGUGUGUUCCUGAUUCCGUAUCUACUAAUCGUCUUUGUCGGGGGGAUCCCCGUCUUCUUCCUGGAGGUGGCCCUGGGGCAGUUUAUGAAGCAAGGUGGGAUCUCUGCCUGGAAUAUCGCCCCACUCUUCAAAGGCCUGGGCCUGGCCUCUAUGGUCAUUGUCUUCUUCUGCAACUCUUACUACAUCAUGAUUCUCGUCUGGGCCCUUUUCUACCUGGUGCACUCGCUGACGGAAACCCUGCCCUGGGCCACCUGCGGCCACUCCUGGAACACCCCCCAGUGCACUGAGCUCUUUGGCCUGGGCGGCUGCAACAACGACAGCACCACAACCAACAGCACUGCCAGAAACUGCAGCAACCUGGCUGACCAGCGUUCGCCCAUCAUAGAGUUCUGGGAGAACAAGGUGCUGCGGAUUUCAGGGGAUCUGGCUGAACCAGGAGAGCUCAGCUGGCAGCUGAUCCUCUGCCUGCUCACGACUUGGGUCAUUGUCUAUUUCUGCAUCUGGAAGGGGGUCAAGUCAACUGGGAAGGUGGUCUAUUUCACUGCACUCUUCCCCUAUGUGGUUCUCAUCCUGCUGCUCUUGCAUGGCGUGACGUUGCCCGGUGCACUUGAUGGCAUCAUCUACUACCUGAAACCGGACUGGACCAAGCUUGCUGUCGCUCAGGUAUGGAUUGAUGCUGGUACCCAGAUCUUCUUCUCAUAUGCUAUCGGGCUGGGAGCCCUGACCGCACUUGGCAGCUACAACCGCUUCCACAACAACUGCUACAGGGAUGCCUACGUCUUGGCUGUGAUCAACAGCUCAACCAGCUUCUUUGCUGGCUUUGUGGUGUUUUCAGUCCUGGGCUUCAUGGCAUCGGAGCAGGGCGUGGACAUCUCCCAGGUGGCAGAGUCAGGUCCAGGCCUGGCCUUCAUUGCUUACCCCAAAGCUGUGACGCUCAUGCCGCUCUCCCCGCUCUGGGCGACACUUUUUUUCUUCAUGCUUCUGGUCCUGGGGCUGGACAGCCAGUUUGUGGGAGUGGAGGGUUUCAUCACUGGCAUCCUAGACCUGUUUCCGCAGCCAGCAGCAGGCUCCCCGCGCAGAGAGAUCACCGCUGCGAUUUGCUGCCUUGUCUGCUGUAUCAUUGACCUCUCCAUGGUGACUCAGGGCGGCAUGUACGUCUUUCAGCUGUUUGACAAUUAUUCGGCCAGCGGGAUCACGCUUCUGUGGCAGGCCUUCUGGGAGUGUGUGGUGAUUGCCUGGGUCUAUGGAGCUGAUCGCUUCAUGGACGAUGUUGCCCGUAUGAUUGGCUACCGACCGCUGCCCUACAUGAAGUGGUGCUGGUCUUUCAUCACCCCAGUGGUGUGUGUGGGCAUCUUCCUGUUCCAUGUGGUGAACUACCAACCACUGACUUACAACAAGACCUACAUCUACCCAUGGUGGGGUGAGGCUAUUGGCUGGGCUCUGGCCCUUUCCUCCAUGCUCUGCAUCCCCUGCACCGUCGCUUACAAACUUCUGCGAAGCAAGGGCUCCUUCCAACAGCGCUGGCAAUUGCUUACCACCCCCGUCUGGGGCCACCACCACCUGGAAUACAUGACACCCGAAGCGGAGACAAAACUACUGCCACCGCCAGACAGCCUUACUGCAGCCCCCCUGGAGAAGGCUACGCUUUUUGAGACUGUGAUUUGAUUUCUUGUACUCUCUUCCUCUAGCAAUAACACCGGACACAAAGGUCAGCUGUUUGUGGGUAGCAGG
Messenger RNA from Lacerta agilis (Sand lizard), 2318 nucleotides. Its product is annotated as sodium- and chloride-dependent creatine transporter 1-like. The record is from RefSeq and is a predicted model, not a curated record. Bases 309 to 2252 code for a protein of 647 amino acids. The transcript has 14 exons. Gene Ontology annotation, biological process: sodium ion transmembrane transport. Lineage: Eukaryota; Metazoa; Chordata; Lepidosauria; Squamata; Lacertidae. Gene Ontology annotation, cellular component: membrane.